Gadus macrocephalus (Pacific cod) is the source of this 1900-nucleotide messenger RNA. It is a transcript of the gene qpct, whose product is annotated as glutaminyl-peptide cyclotransferase. The record is from RefSeq and is a predicted model, not a curated record. Lineage: Eukaryota; Metazoa; Chordata; Actinopteri; Gadiformes; Gadidae. Gene Ontology annotation, molecular function: zinc ion binding; glutaminyl-peptide cyclotransferase activity. The transcript has 7 exons. The coding region runs from base 64 to 1167 and encodes 367 amino acids.
UCUGUAAAGCCCUGACUGAGGAGAGGGAGGAAUGUUGACGACUCAGAGGAUCAUUCUAGUGCGAUGAAUGAGCGUCGCCACGGUCCGUUAACGAUGUAUUUUCUCAAUGCCUUGAGUAUCUUUGGGAUAUUUAUCAGCGGUGUCAAUGGAAUUCCAUGGACACAAGAGAAGCUCACGCAUAGAGCCGCUACGCUGACUGCGGGGGAGAUCCGCAGCGCCCUAGCCCACACGGACCUGGACAAGAUGUGGCAGAGGGAUCUGACCCCUCUGCUGGUCACCAGGUACCCCGGGACCGCGGGCAGCCUGGCGGUACAGCAGCAUAUCAAAACGACACUGGGCUCCCUAGAGGCCGGCUGGAACGUGACGGAGGACAGCUUCGAGGCCCAGACGCCGUACGGCCCGCGGACCUUCACCAACCUCGUCGCCACCCUGGACCCGUCCGCCAAGCGCCGCCUGGUGCUGGCGUGUCACUACGACUCCAAGUACUACCCGCCCCAGUGGCACGGAAAAGAGUUCCAGGGGGCCACCGACUCAGCCGCGCCCUGUGCCAUGAUGCUGGAGCUGGCCCGGGCCCUGGACCAGGAGCUGAAGACACACAAGAGCUCCAGCCCUGACCUGACGCUGCAGCUGCUGCUCUUUGACGGCGAGGAGGCCAUGUUCCAGUGGACCGCCACGGACUCCCUGUACGGCUCGCGUCACCUGGCCCAGCAGAUGGAGAGCACCCCGCACCCUGCCGACGCCAACGACACCAACCUGCUGCACGGCAUUGAUCUGUUUGUGCUGAUGGACCUGAUUGGGGCCCCCACGCCUCGCUUCGGGAGCCAGUUCUCCAGCACAUCCCGCUGGCUCACCAGACUCCAGAAUAUAGAGCGUCGUCUCCACUCCAUGGGCCUGCUGAUUGACCAUCCUGCCGAUGUGCAGUACUUCUGGCCCAACAUGCCCGUGGGCUUCGUUCAGGACGACCAUGUGCCCUUCCUGAACAGAGGUGUGCGCAUCCUGCACCUCAUCCCGACCCCCUUCCCCUCCGUGUGGCACACGUUCGAUGACAACGAGGAGAACCUGGAUCGCUCCAGCAUCCAGAACCUCAACAAGAUCAUUCAGCUCUUCGCUCUGGAGUACCUCAACGCCAGACCCAUCGACCCACAGAACCCACAGAACGCCCCCUAAAGUAGACCUGCUCUUCUUUUGAGUAUUUUUGGAUGACUGUUGUACACAGCUAUCUGAUUCCAUUGUAUGGACUGAUCAGGCAUUUAAUUUGGUCCAUUUUAGUAGCAAACAUUUUUAUAAUAUGGCUCAUAUGGAAGACUACAUUGUUUUCCUCUAGAUAUGCUGUCCUCACACAUAGGAUGGUGCGUUCAUCUGACAAAGUAUACUGUGUCUGUGAGCAUUCCCGUUCGCAACUUUAAUGCUAAUACUAAUGCUUUACUUGAGAGUGACUGCAUAGGAAAGCAAUGGGUGAUGAAGAUUUAUCAAGGCAAUAGACUAUUUCUAACUUAAAAACCGGAAUAACCUAUAACCAAGAAGUUCUCAGCCGCCAUAUACAGAUAUAUCUAAACCGUAUGUUUAACAGUACCGUAUUUAGGAAUAACCUAGAGAUGGAGUCUCAGAGCUUUCACAUGUCACUUCCUGACUGUAAAUCGGUCACGGUUGUUUAUAGAGCAAACAUGUCAAAACAAAACGAGAAAAAGAGAGGCCUUAUGUAUAUGAUAACAUCUCUACUUCCAUACCCUGUGGGAUGAACAAGCUCCAUGUGCUUGUGCUUCAUGUCUCUGUGUUUGUUUUGGUGUCAUUAUUAGCCAGUAAUAAUACACAGGGAACUAUAUUGGACUUCCUGUUGGACUUCUUUUUUUAAAGUCUGAAAUAAAAGAAUGCCCCGAACAUAAAAAAAUAUAUAAAAUAA